Molecule: messenger RNA, 2316 nt
Organism: Styela clava
Lineage: Eukaryota; Metazoa; Chordata; Ascidiacea; Stolidobranchia; Styelidae
Source: RefSeq, a predicted model, not a curated record
UCUAGUUUAAAAACUGGAACUUUAUAUUGUAAAUAAUAUGGCAACACAAUCUCCAGUUCUCGUCAUCUUAAAAUAUCAAAAAUAUUUUGCAAAAGGAAUCCUCAAGUCACAGAGACGUUUAAUUCCAGAAAUAUGUGGGGCUCGACAUUUUCAGACCACACCUUUCCAUUCUUCAAAUUCAAAACCUGAGUCGAAAAUCGACAGAAUCUCAGCCCCAAAAAUAGACCCGAAACUGCCUGAACAGACCUUUCAAAUUCUGCAAGAAUCUGAAAAUGUUCACGACUCAACAAAAACUGAAAAUUUAUCAAAAGAUGAUAAAAAAACUGUUGUAGCUACUGUGAAAGAAUAUAUUCGAAUGAGGCGGGACUUUUCCAAAAAAUAUACGGAUAACAAUACUGUAACGGCUGUGCGAGCGAUGCAGGAAUACGUACUCAAACCAAGCGACCUCCAAGAUUUAAAACUUAUAAAAAUACGCAGUCCGUAUCGGGAUGGUGCCGGCCAUCUCUUGGUAUACUUGGAAAGAGAUAUAAUUAAGAAAGCAAUGGAGGUUCACGGAAAUAAAGAAAAUCUCGAAUUGGAACAAAAACGGAUAAAAAGACUCAAACAAAAGCAGAAAAAUUAUCUCGAUUGGACUUUUGUUAAUAAAGAAGAAAUUAACGUAGACGCAAAAAAGUUGUUUAAAACCGGACCUGGUAGAGUGGUGGCUGUUGCAGCGGCGGCAAACGGGGUUAUUUGUCUCACGAAAUUUUCUUGUUGGCUUUGGACUGGGUCAGCAAGUAUGUUCUCAGAAACUCUACAUUCAUUCGCAGACAUGGGCAAUCAACUUCUUUUAUUAUGGGGGGUUUAUAAAUCUAUGAAAAUUCCAGACGAGGCCCACCCAUAUGGGUUUGGUAACAUGAGAUAUAUAGUGUCCCUUAUUUCGGGGGUGGGCAUUUUUUGCAUAGGAUGUGGGGCUAGUAUCUACCAUGGAAUCACUACGAUGUCCGCUGGUCAUUCACUUGACAGUGUCACAAGUUUCGGUGCGUUUGGAGUUCUUGCAGGCUCCGCUCUUGUGGAGUCUGCUUCACUAAUCGUAGCUAUAGAUGAAACGAAACACAACGCUGCGAAACAAGGAAUGUCAUUUUGGAAUUAUGUUCGAUCAUCGCAAGACCCUAGUACUAAUGUCGUUCUAUUAGAAGAUUCUUGUGCCGUUUUAGGUGUCGGGAUAGCUGGCGUCGCAUUAGCUUGCGCUCAGUACAUGCAAAAUCCUAUUUAUGAUUGUGUGGGAUCGAUCGCCAUUGGUGGACUGUUAGGACUUGUCGCUACAUUUUUAGUUCGCAGCAAUGUAGAGGCUCUGAUUGGACAAUCAAUUCCGCAAAAUCGUUUAGACGAGCUUCAAGAACAAUUGGAGGAUGACGCCGUGAUUCGUGGUCUUUACGAUAUCAAAGCAACACAACUUGGCUACAGCGAAUUCAAAUUUAAAGCGGAAAUUGAUUUUGAUGGACGUGAAGUAACAAGAGCUUACUUAGAAUCUCAAGACUUUCAAAAAAUUAUGAAUGAAUGCAAUAACAUUGACUCUGAAAAAGAGUUGGAAAUAUUUUUGCUAAACCACGGUGAAAAAAUUAUAGAUACGUUAGGAAUGCAAGUGGACAGAUUGGAGGGUGAUUUAAAAAGAAACAAUCCCGGCCUAAGACACAUUGAUUUAGAAGUUUUAUAAUUUUUGCUUAAAUUGACCAUUUUUUGAUAAUUUAAAGUAAUUUUAUUGUAUUUUUAGUGCAAUUAAUGGCAUUCUGUUAGCAGACUGUUUUAAAAAAUGACUACUGGCAUGCUGAAUAUAUUGUUUGUGCUCAAAUCUGUUUGAAAAAUUGAAUGCCGACUUGAAAAGGAUGUUCAAAAUUUUCACAUAUUCUGGCAUAUAUCCGAUUCUAUAUUAGAAGUGUAUUUGUCUUCGAAUAAAAUUAUUUAAUAUUCGAUCUUGGCAAGUUUAGGCUUGGUAUGCAUCGCCCAUAUGUUUGUCGUUUGCUCAAAUUUUUUCAUGGAGUUUUAUCAGUCUGUGACCCAGGGUAAGGAUUCUAACUGAUAUGCUGUGGUCCACCCAAUGGGUUACCAUUCACUUUCAGUUGCCCUUGGUAUUCGAGUGUUUGUCCAUACUUCUCUCCAGAAAUGAGUCUUCUUCAUUUCUGAUUGAGAGCAUGUGACAUCACUCAGAGUACCUAUAAAAAUGCCUCGCCAGCUAAGAAAAAAUAAAGUAAAGUUACUGUAAAAUGUCGUUGAAUUUCUUCAUAUUUUUACGCUCUUAACCCAAAACCGGAGCAAUAAAUGUCCAAACGUGUUUCA